AUGUACGGGAACGUUUUCAGUGUCGAUGUUGUCCGCAGAGCAAUAAGACAUAAGCAAACACUCCGUAAGGAAGGCCAGCACCACUUCUCGUGCGAGUUCUGCGGAAAAGUCCAGUUCAACAGAAAAGACAACCUCGACAACCACCGCAAGCUGCACACGCGUUUCAUCGGCAACAAAUGUAGUGUAGAACUCAUCCCGGCGGUCGUCCCUACUAUCGAGCAGGAAAAGCGCAGCCGAGAGUUCAGAGCCGAAUCUUAA
Akanthomyces muscarius is the source of this 258-nucleotide messenger RNA. RefSeq lists its product as uncharacterized. NCBI's taxonomy places the organism in Eukaryota, Fungi, Ascomycota, Sordariomycetes, Hypocreales, Cordycipitaceae. The coding region runs from base 1 to 258 and encodes 85 amino acids. The record is from RefSeq and is a predicted model, not a curated record. The transcript has 3 exons.